Necator americanus (New World hookworm) is the source of this 435-nucleotide messenger RNA. RefSeq lists its product as uncharacterized. The transcript has 4 exons. The coding region runs from base 1 to 435 and encodes 144 amino acids. NCBI's taxonomy places the organism in Eukaryota, Metazoa, Nematoda, Chromadorea, Rhabditida, Ancylostomatidae. The record is from RefSeq and is a predicted model, not a curated record.
AUGCUGCCAAUUUCAAUAACUGUACUGUAUGUAAUAAUUAUCGCAUCUGCUUCCACACAGCCGGAUCAAGAACUAUCGCGUGGACGCAGAUCUGUCGCCGGCCUCUACCUCUGCGGGACAUAUCCGUUCCAAUUCACUUCUCAUUUUCCCUGUGGUCCGUGCAUUAACUGCGGCGCCUGCACACUUUCAUGUACCACUUCAUAUUACUGCCGAUCAUUUGAUGUAAGCCUUGCAUGCGUCAGCGGAUGCUGCACGACUACAAAAGUUGUCAAGACCUCGAGCGUUGUCUACUAUGCACCGCCUCCGCCACCAGUAAUUAAGACAGUAUCUGUGGUGCAGAGAACAUGUAUCGGGCCUUGCGUUAACUUGCAAUGCCCACGCGGUUUCGUGUGUGGUCCUGCUAACGUUUGCUGCUCGUACCCGAUUGGAAAGUAG